Erigeron canadensis is the source of this 1467-nucleotide messenger RNA. RefSeq names its product F-box/LRR-repeat protein At5g02910-like. Lineage: Eukaryota; Viridiplantae; Streptophyta; Magnoliopsida; Asterales; Asteraceae. Gene Ontology annotation, molecular function: protein binding. Bases 1 to 1467 code for a protein of 488 amino acids. The transcript is spliced from 3 exons. The record is from RefSeq and is a predicted model, not a curated record.
AUGGAUACUGACCAGCAUGGUAAAAUUAGAAGACGAAAUAUAGAAGGUGAUCGACUGAGCAGUUUGCCUAUUGAUGUUAUCCAUAAUAUCCUCUCUUUUGUUAGCACUAAACAAGCUAUCCAAGCAAGUACAUUGUCAUCUUCAUGGAAAUUUAUUUGGACCUCAUUGCCCUAUCUUAGUUUCUCGAGAAAAGAUUUUGAUACAUUACCCAAGUUUAACAGCUUUGUAACACAUGUUCUUUCCCGACGCAACAAUCAAACAGAAGUUUCUUCCAUCAAGCUCAGUGGUUUUCAUGGAGACAUUACCGAGGAAUUGAUCAAAAAAGUCACGGACUAUGCCUUCUCCCACAAUGUCCAACAGUUGACCAUUACCAGCUUUGAUGAUAAAAGAAGAGUAUCGGAAGUUCCUCUUUUUCCAUCUCUUACUCUCAAACAUCUCACUUCGAGAUCCUUCAUGGCCUGCACAUCAACCUGGGAGUUCCCUGCAUUAACAACAUUGUACCUAAGUCAUAUUACAUUGUAUAGUGACAACGUCAGUCUUUUCUCUAAAUGUGCAAACUUAAAGAAUCUCACACUACACCACUUAACCAUUUCAAGAUCGAGCGGUGGCAGUGAAAUUGUUGACUUUUGCCAUUCUGGAAUUUCUAAUCUCCGGCUUGAAAAUGUAUGCUUAAAUAUAGAUGUAAUGAACUUGAUUGUGGUACAACUAAAGAAUCUCUCGCUUGUAAGAAAAGACAAAUCCACAUCAGCUGUCUUGAAUGUGGUUGCACCCCAACUAAAGAAUCUCACAGUUAGAGAUUGGCUGAUGCUGAUCAGUCUGAACCUGCUUUCGGCACCCGAGUUUGGCUCUUAUCUAUGCUCUCUGGACAAGGUGGAUCUCUCUUCUUACAAACCACUCAGCGUAUCCAUACCAUACAAGACAGAGGCUCGUAAAAUUACUAGUCUACUUCAACAGCUCCGUAAUGCCAGACAUUUUACAUUAAGCUGGGAUAUCAUUCGGCUUCUCUCUUCAUCCAUGGAGUUAAUACCGCACCUACCUUCUCCUUUUGUAAACUUGAAGAGUUUAAAGGUUUAUCCACGUCCCAAAGCAUUGUCAUAUGAAGAAGAAACAAUGCCUGCAUGUUUUGUAAAAUAUUUUCUGGGUGGUUCUCCUGGUGCCACUGUGACAAUGGUAACAUCCAAGGAAAUGAAAGCAUUGGAAAAUGCUGCAUCAGCAGAAAAACUUAUGGCAGAAUUGCAGGCGCAGCUAAAACAGGAGAAAAAAUAUACCAAAACCAAUAGAGCUUAUUGGGGGGAUCUAGUGAAGGCACCGAUGGAGAGUAAGCCAUAUAUACACGAGCAAGGAAAUGCAGAAGUUGAUAAAAUUCAACACGAUGAUGACUACAACGGGGGCAGGAUGUUAGAGAUCAUUAGCUGUUGGGAAGAUCUGAGUGUGCAGAUUGAGGAAGGGAAAAAAAAAGACUCGUGA